AUGGAACCGGUUAUGCAACCCUAUCUUUCAGGAAAUAUUCACGUUUACGCAGACCGACCGAAUCCUGCCAUCAAUGAUUCCUCGUACGAAACCGACUUUGCCGAUCCCUCGCUCGGACCUCCUCAGUCGUUCUUAAUCGAUGAUACCCAUACUCCACUUGCAUCAGUGCCUCUUCCAUUUUCUUGUGAUGAUACUUACUUUUCGGACUGGCCAGAUGAAUUGUGUCAAAAUGUGUACAGGAGACCAAAACCGUUGCCUGCUCACCCAACAAUGUCAACUAUACAAUUCGUAGGCUAUGCACCGAAUCCACGUGCUAAUACUCCAUUGGCGUAUUUCAAUGUUGUUCCAUACUACCUGGACGGCCAGGAAGUCUGUGAGGUGGAAGAUUCUCCUGCACCUGUUGUUAUUCCCCAGUUUUAUCGUAAACUGGAAAUUCGUCGCUCACGUAGUGGAAGGCUUGACGAUAAUACGGUCUUAAAGUACAACAAGACAGACUACGUGCCGAUGGAGAACGUCGCUUCCAGUACCAUCAUCAAUCCUAUAGUUCUGUGUACAAAUUUGAUCCGGUCACUUGUGGUUUCCGGUGCAGCAGCAGUGGUAGGGCCAGUGCAACUAACAACGCAGAGCCUGUUUUGCUAUGUGAUGAGCGCGCUGAACAAGUCUGUGGUAGGCGAAGAGUGUCAGAAACUCGCCGAGAUUUUGGGAUCUGAACUAACAGUACUGUCGCGUUGCAUUCGAUGCGGAGAGCUGAAUGGAUCCGAUGAAAAGAAGAUCGUUAUUUCCAUGAACUAUCCGGAAGCUGCCGAACAGAGAAACAUGAGCUACCUACUGGAGAAAGCGUUGCAUGCGAAAGGACAACGUCAAGGGCCAUGCGAAUCUUGUUCAGUGACCACUCGCAUGGAUGACACUAGAAGAGUCCAGAAGCUUGCACCAAUAUUGCUGAUCGACACGAAUCCGGGUAGUCCAAAGUUUACCGAGUUUUGGGAGAAGCAACUGAAGCUGUCUGAAUCUCGCCCUCGAUACCGUAUUCCGGAAAAAGAAUGUUCACUGGAAGGAGGUGGCCGAGCUGAAAGACCAUGCCGAUAUGGACAGGAGUGUAGGAACAGGCAGGUUCCAAUAUAUUUGCUUCUAUUUGUGUUGAAGUAA
This is a messenger RNA of Ostertagia ostertagi, 1146 nucleotides long. The record is from the annotation of a GenBank genome assembly. Lineage: Eukaryota; Metazoa; Nematoda; Chromadorea; Rhabditida; Trichostrongylidae.